AUGCAACAGCCGUACAUCAAUCUGAGAUACUUCUCUAAUGAACUGGAUCUAGUGGUGCUCCGUCAAGGGGUGCGCUUUGUUGAUAGAAUCUUGAUGAACGGAAAUAGUUUCAAGGGCAUCACUGGACCGGAGUACCCUUCCUCAUGCAGUGUAGAUCUAACGAGGCAAUGCAUCGGGCUAUCCUGGAACGAUGUCAGACAGGAUAUCGUCAGUUCUACCCUUGGCCCUGAUAAACAGCGAAGACGGAAGUGCCAAGGAGCAGCUUGGCUGACCAUGUACCUGUCGGCUGUCCAAGAGCAUCGACCAAAGUGUGGUCGACCUGCACCCGGAACCUUCACGUUAUCGACACGUCUGUUUUCCCGGUGA
Monascus purpureus is the source of this 366-nucleotide messenger RNA. The record is from the annotation of a GenBank genome assembly. Lineage: Eukaryota; Fungi; Ascomycota; Eurotiomycetes; Eurotiales; Aspergillaceae.